This is a messenger RNA of Meriones unguiculatus (Mongolian gerbil), 8574 nucleotides long. It is a transcript of the gene Arl6ip6, whose product is annotated as ADP ribosylation factor like GTPase 6 interacting protein 6. The transcript is spliced from 4 exons. The coding region runs from base 338 to 1018 and encodes 226 amino acids. NCBI's taxonomy places the organism in Eukaryota, Metazoa, Chordata, Mammalia, Rodentia, Muridae. The record is from RefSeq and is a predicted model, not a curated record.
UGGCGGCGAGGAGGCCGCGGAGCUGAGCGGGAGGCUGCUGCUGUAGGGGGCGGGCGGUGUGCGCCCGGAGGACCGGGAAGGGCCGGCUAGGUUAGGUCGUGUGUACUCAUGGGUCGCGGGCCGCGGGGGCGCGCUCCAGUCUUCCCCUCCCCCGCCCCACCCGCGGCGCAUCCGGAAGAGGAAGCUCUGGACCGCGGCUCGCGCGCUCCCCCACCCCCCAGCUCUCCCCGCGCCGUGGUUGGUCCCGCCGACGGCCGUCGCUGAUUGGCUGCCGCCGGGGAGGGGGCGUGGCGGCGGCGGCCGCUCGACCUCCGCGGGUCUCUCAGCCUUUCCCGCCAUGUCGUUCGUGGAGAGCGCGAGGUCCGCGGCCGCGCGGAGGCGCCGCCUGGUCACCCCAGGUCCUGCGACGCGGCCCGCGCGCUCCGGCUUCACGCCGGGGGAUAGCCGGGGUGGGGGCGAAGUCGACGAGGACGAGGGAUGCGACCGAGUGGCCCGCGACCUGCGGGCAGAGUUCUCGGCCGGGGCGUUGUCGGAGCUCCGGAGAGCCCCGCCGUGCCCGCGGGUCGGGGACGGGUCGCCGGUGCUGCCGGAGAAGCGCAACGGCCUCUUCCCGGCCACCGCGGCCAGCCGGACCCAGGCUCGGCGGUGGCCCAUCCAGGUCCUUUCCAUCCUCUGCUCGCUGCUGUUCGCCGCCCUCCUUGCUUUCCUCCUCGCCAUCGCCUACCUGGUCGUUAAAGAGUUGCAUGCAGAAAAUUUGAAAAAUGAAGAUGAUAUACAUACUGGGCUAUUAGGAUUCUGGUCUCUGCUGAUAAUAUCUCUGACUGCUGGAUUCUCCUGUUGUAGCUUUUCUUGGACAGUGACUUACUUUGAUUCUUUUGAACCAGGAAUGUUUCCGCCUACUCCUCUUUCACCUGCUAGGUUCAAGAAACUGACUGGACAUUCUUUCCACAUGGGCUAUAGCAUGGCAAUUUUGAAUGGUGUAGUAGCUGCUCUCACUGUGGCAUGGUGCCUCAUGUAAACCCACAGCAGAGCAAUAUUGUUGGUGAAAGUCAUGAUUGUUUGUAAUAACAGAAACAAAUAUUGCCUACUCAGAAGACUGAAAUGUGCUUCAGAUACAAACCAUCAUCAUUAUUGAAGACCUUACAGAGCGUCAUUUCAGAAAUUAGGCAUUGGGACUAUCUGAGUACUUUCAUCUUAAAAGUAUAAGAUAUUUACCUCAUCUUUUUACUUUUGUUUAUGUAGUUUUUAUCAGUUACAGAAAAUAUUUUAAUGGAAAUCAAAUUUGGAAACUUGAAUACAAGACAAUGCCUAUCUUUCUAUGUAUACUCCAUUUUUUGCUAACAUGUUAUUGCUAGUUGAGAUAAAAAUAUUUCAUAUCUAUAGAGUACAUUAAGAAAAGAAUGCUGAGGUCGAGUGUGGUAACAAAAACCUUUAAGCCCAGCUAUAGAAACAGGAGAUAGAACCAGGUUCUGCCGGUUAGAGGUCAGCCUAUAGCUUGCACAGUGAGACCGUUUCAAGAAAAAGAAGAAAAAAUCAUGCCUAUUCUUUGAUAUUUUAUAGACACUACAUAAAUCAGAGGUUUUGAUAAUCAGUAUAACGCAAAUGGUGCAUUUAUAUUUUUGUGGAGUGUACCUAGGGGUUUUAUAUAUUUUUAUAGUAAUGAAUUUGUUUUUAAAAAUGAUUGCAUUUAUACCUAUGACUGUAAAUUUUAUUUCUUAGCUGAUAUAAAAUCUGCCCUUUAGUAAGUAUUUUGUCUUUUUUAAAAAGGCGUAAAAACACAUUGACUUGAGUUUAAGUAAAUUUAUUUUUUAACAGAAAGAUAUUGAAAAUUCAGGGAAAACUAUUUGUCAUUAUAAUGUUAAGAAAUUUGACAUUGUUAACCGUUUUUAUUUACUACAAUUGAAAAUAUUUAUUUUGUUGUAUGUUAUAGGGUACCAAAACUUGUACUGUUUUGUUUUUAGUAAAUGAAAACCUGAAAGUUUUGUAUGUAGAAAUGUUUAAAUUUGUUUACUUUUAAUCUUAAGAAUGUAGUUGCCAAGUAGAAAAGCUAUUUUACUACUCUGUAAAUGUAUAUAAUUAAACUGUAAUAUGUAUGUUGUUUUAUAUAUAUAUAUAGUUUUAUAACUUUCCUGCUUAAAUAUUGUAAUUGUCAUGCCAUGGUUUUUGUUAUUUUUAUAAUAAUUAAGCCUUAACUGUAUUUCUGUAUUGCUUGCUAUUAAGUGUUUAGAAAAUCACCUCAAUUUUAGAAAGUUGAAUGAUUUACACAGCUGUUUUCUUGGCUGUAGAAAAAGUUAGAUUAAGAAAACAUUUUGUAAUCAGCUUAUUGUAGCUAAGUGGGAAAUGAGUAUGUGUAGUGCAAUUGCGGUCCCCUGAUGAAUGCUAUGACUAAACAAGACUGCUAAAAGUGUCUAGUUUUUCUAUAACCUCAUUAGAAAUGACUUACAAUUUUUAGUGAGAGAUGAAGAGGAACAUAGAAAGGGUCUUCCGAAAUAUCAAUCCCAUGGCCUAAGUAUUCCUCCCAGCUGCAGUUGUUAAAUGAUUCUGUUGUUUACUGGCUCUUUCUCAUAUAUUAUUUUGACCUUAUUCUUUUCACCACCAUCUCCCAACUCUCCAGAUCCUUUCCUCCUCCCACCUUCCUACCCAUCCAGCUUCCUGUUCUUUCAGUUUCUCAGGGAAAAAAGAAAUGUGUGUUUGUUUGAAUGAUUCUAUUUUUUGCUCUCAGCCUUCUUACCUCCUUUCUUGUAAUUUUUUCCUCUAAAGGACUCUCUUAUUACAAAGAUAAUUUUAAAUUGUAAAAUCACUUUAUCUUCUCUCUACCUAUGUAAAGCACUAUCCCCAUUAUCACCCCAAUUUGAGUGGCUUCUUCCAAAUUCUUUAUAUGUAAUGCCAAAGAUUAAAGUUAGUCAGUUAUUCAUACACCAGGUAAGCUCAUUUAUAAUGUAGAUACAUAGGACAUAUAAUACACUAUUUCUCUAGCACACUGUGUCUUAUGAACUAGCAAUCUUCUUUGGAAAAUGUCCUUUCAUUCUCAGCACCUGAGGUUGUGUUUCAAUAAAAACCAUGUUUUAGGAAAGUGAUCACCUGAGGUUACUCAUUUUAGAUCAAGCUCUUUCCUGUCCACAGUGAUUGCAAUAAGAAUAGAAGGAUGUGAUUCAAAUCAGCCAGUUUAUAGGAUGUUUUUCAGUUUGAAACUAAGAUACGAUGAAACUGGGAGACAGGAUGCCAGUUAAUGCUGGCAGCCAUGUAAACCAAACUUAGUAGAAAAGGUGAGAAGUAGAUAAAGGUGAGAUGAAUACUGCUAAUGAUAUUCCCCAGAUCCUUGAAACCUAGUGACACUCUGCUAUUUCUGAAACUUGGUUACAAUAUUUUGGUACAUUUGUUUCUGCUAAUACAUUUGCACCACAAAGCAGUUGGAAUCAUCCAUCUCUAUUAGACACCUCAGUCUGUCAUGUGUUUGCUUGUAAUACCACCUUAGUUAUUUGUGAACUAUACGUGGGGUAUGAGUGUGCCUGUAGCUGAUGAUUUAGUCUUGAAGACUUCAAAGCUUUACAGUAAAGCUACCUACUGAUCUUAGUGCUUCAUCGGGAACUUUGUUCUUAAAUUGAGUUAGACAUUCUUUAAAUACUACCACAGUUUUGUACUAUCAAAACAUUAUCUAGUUAUAUAAGUUUUAAAUCUAAUUUUUAAUAUCUUAGUUUUCCAUUUUUUUUACCUGCUAAAUGGAAAAUAUAAUAGGCCAAAACAUUUCAAAUGGACAGUACAAUAGUGUUUGUAGGACCUUGAUAAGACAUUUAAUAUAAUUUAUAAUUUCAAAUAUAUUUGUCAAGACAUGGGCUAAAAACUAAUGAACUUAAAACUAAUGAACCUUUGAAUAUCGAACUUAACAAAUUUCAGAGUAAUACUCAUGUACACAUACAAACCAGAAAGAUUGGAAAUGAAAGGAUGUUAUAGAUCAGUAGAAAAUGGAAUUUUACAUUUAUAUAAUAUCAAAUACUAAAGAUAGGUUCUCUGAAAAGUAAGAAUUCUGGUUAAUCAUGUUUAAAAAGUUUUCAGUGUAUUUUUUAUAUUUCUGUUAAUUUUCUUGACAUGUUAAUUAGAAUCCUGUAUUGCACGUAACAUGCUAUCUGACUUAAGUUUAUUUGACGUAUGUAGUCAGCCAGGACCCAAGAAAAUGUUGAAGGGUGAAGGAAAAAACACACAAGUAGUCAAGCACACUGUGCUCACUAAACCAUGGAUACAAACCUGAUAACCUUAAGUGGAGGCAACAUACCGAGCUUACGUCCCUGAAAAAGGAAGGAAAGGACUGUAAAAUUUUUUUCAAGGUUUUUUUGUUUUUGUUUUAUUCUCAGCUUCUUUAGUCUGUGCCAGAUGGUUGAAAGGCCUCAAUUCAAUGUUUUUAUUCUUACUUGGAAGUUGAGAACACUGUGGUCCAUCCAAAACAUGAGAUGACUGCCGCCACAGUGCUUCUCCAGUCAACUUCUGGAUGUUCCAAGUAAUGGAGAUAUAUAGCGAUAUGUGUGUAUAUAUGUAUAUAUACAUGUAUACAUACUUUUACUCUGGUUUGCCAGUAGAAGUUUUUAUUCAGAAUCCAUGGUUAUGGAUCAUUUUACCAUAGAGAAUGUGAACGAGCUUUCUGGUUCUUGUUCUCUACUGAAUAAAUUCAAACAAGAUACAUGGGUAAGUGUAGAGUACUACAGAGUAGUAAGAGAUGAGAGCAGACGGGACAAAGGGAACAAUACAGAGGAAAAACUCUUACAGAUUGAGUGGACAAUGGAAAGGGAAUUGUGCUGACCUAAUGUUGAGGUAGGCUUUAUAUUGUCUGGGGUGCACUUUUUUCUUAAGGAUGUUAACUAGUUCACAUGAUAGUCCUGUUCCAUCAACUUUUGCCUGUUUAUUUUUGUUGCUGUUCAGCUCAUGUUUAGGCUGUCAUGUUGGUGAGACUUUACAGGUGUAACUUCUGACAUGGUUAGGAGACACAGUCUCACAAUAAACUCCCUGCUCUUUUGGUUUUACAAUGUUUGUGCCCUUUCCUCCACAAUGCUUCAUGAGCCUUAGAUAUGGGAGUUACUUUAUAGAUAUUUCCAUUGGGACUGGGCUACACAGCUUUGCAUUUUAAUAAGUUGUAAUUUUCUUUAAUGAUCUCUGUUACAAAGAGAAGUUUCCUUUAUUGAGAAUGAGGAUUUACAUGUAUUUAUGGUUAUAAGCACAAUUAGAGCAUUGUUGGGGAUUAUGCUGGUUUAGUGAAGUAGUUAAUAGACUACUUGACUACUUGAAGAUCCAUGACUUCACUAUCUCUAGCUAGGUUUCCAGGACCAGGCAUGAUUUCCUCUUGCGGAGUGGAUCUCAAGUCCAACUGGAGAGCUGUUAGUUGCUGUUUACAUAUAUAUGCCACUACUGCAGCCUCCGAGUGUCAUGCUGGUUUUUGCAGUUAUUAAGUAUCAUGGCUAGGUAAGGCUGUUGGUUGCUUGCUUUCUUUGAAAGCUUACAUGGCACCUUCUGGUACCAUGAAAGUCUACAGAAAGGAGGCAUGCAUGUCAGUUCCAGCUUUGGCCUCUGAGCCCUGUGUCCGAGUUGUAUUGUGUCUUCAGCAAUAUAGACUUACUUUUCACCCUUUGGGGGCAAACAAGGUAAAUAGCAGUAGUCUUUAAUUUUGGGAGAGUCUCUUGGACAACCCUGAUCAACCAGUCAAAAAAGGGCUUCUUAUGUCUGGUAUUGGGUUAUUUGUUAGAUGAUCUUUGGCUCUUGGAGGGAGCACUGUCAGCCCAGAUGAGAAAUUUUCAUUUAAAUUAUAUAUGUAUAUUUAUGCACAGGCUUACAUAUAAGGGUUUUUUGGGGAAUGGUAAGUAGUUAAUAGUUAAGAUUUUGUAUGACUUUUUUUCUGUAUUUAUCAUUCUUUCCUCGAUCCAAUAGAACCCACCUCAUUUUCACAUUUCCUUGGUCAGAUCACUUGUAUUUCAAAUCUUCAGGAGAUGGAUUUGUAAUGCUUUCUCCAUUUUACAUAGUAUUUCAGAUUCUAAGAGUGCUUUUAUCCAUCCCUCUUUUUCAGUUGUAAAAUUAUUAUUAGUGACAAAGGUAGUAGGGCCCAGUGCUCAGUGUGAGGGAGGGAAUCCAUCUUUGUUGUUUUUAUAUCCUGUUAAUUUCUAGCUAGCUAUCUACCAGCAUUUUGUAAUUGAGUGAAAAUGAAAACAACGUACCCAUGUCUGUAGGCACAGUGAAAGCAGUUCUAAAAGUCAAGUUUAUAGUACUGUCUACUUCAGAAGCUGGAGAGACCCCCAUUAUUAACUUAAUACAACUGAAAGUUCUAGAACAACAACAACAAAAUACCCCCAAAGAGUAGACGGCAAGAAAUAAAUUUAGGGCUUAAAUUGAUGAAAUAGAAGCAAAAAAACAAAAAUAGUACAAAGUAUCAACAAAGGGAAGAAUUGUUUGGUUGUUUUUGUUUUUUUUUUUUUUUUUUUUUUUUUUUUGACAAUCCUUAGCCAGAUUAACCAAAAGUGACAAGAUCAAAUUAAUAAAAUUAGGAAAGGGGGAACAUCACCAGGAUAUACUUUAAAAAUCUGUAAUUGUGGCUGGAGGGAUGGCUCACCUAUUAAGAGAACUUUUCUUUGUGCAUAUGUGUGAAGAAUGUUUUUAUUUUAGCCUAACUUUCCCACCCCAUCCCCCAUAUCUGGUCUUUCUAAAUUUUAUUAAAUUAAUUUCUUUACAGCCUGAUUCCAGCCCCCUCCCUCCUCUCAUCCCAGUCCUGCUCCCACACCCCUUUCCCCCAUACCUCCCCUCUAUUUUUUCUCAGAGAACAGGAGGCCCCAAGAGGGGUAUCAACCCACCCAGACACCUCAGGUCACAGCAGGACUAAGUACAUUCUCUCCCACUGGGGCCUGACAAGGCAUCCCAGGUAGGGAGAAGGGUUCCAGUGUCAGGCAAGAGAGUCAGAGAUAGCCCCUACUCCCAUUGUUAGGGGACCUACAUGUCAACCGUGCUGCUCAUCUACAUAUAUGUAGCAUAUAUGUAGGGGGCCUAGGUCCAAUCCAUGCAUAUGUGUAGGGGGUCUAGGUCCGGUGAUUCAGUGUAUGUGAGCCCCCAUAGGCCCAUGUUACUUGACCCCUCUGACUUACUGUUCUUCCACUGUUCCACUGAACACCCAAGCUCUACCUGUUGUUUGGCUGUGGGUCUCUGUAUCUGCUCUACCAGCUGCUGGAUGAAGGAUCUCAGAAGACAAUUGUGCUAGGUUCCUGUGUGCAAUCAUAGCAAGAAUUUCAUUAAUACUAGCAGGGGUUGGGUCUCAAGGUGGAGCAGUCAUUGGUUUGCCAUUUCCUCAAUCUCUGCUCCAUGUUUAUCCCAACAUUUCUUGAAGGCAAGACAAAAUUUAGGUCCAAGAUUUUAUGGGUGGUGUCCUCCCUCCUUCAAUAGGAAGCCCCACCUGGCUACAGGAGGUGGCUACUUCAAGCUCCUCCUUAACCCCUGAUGCUAGGAAUCUCAGCUAGGGUAACUCCUGUAGACUUCCAAGGAGAACUUGUUCUUACAGAAGACCUAGAUUUAGUUCAUAACACCUUUGGCAGUUCAUAAUCAUAAAUAACUCCAAAUGAAUGAUAUAGACAUACAUGUAAGCAAAACACACAUGGAAUAUAAAAUAAACGUAUUUUUUUUCUUAAAAAUCUAUACUCCAUAAAGUUGGAAAAUCCAAAAGAUAUGGCUGAGUUUCUUGAUAUAUAUGACCUACAAAGUUAAAUCAAGACCAAAUAGUCAAUUUAAACAGGCCCAUAAUUCUAAGUGAAAUAAAAGCAAUAAUUAACACAAACACAAAAAGCCCAGGGCAAGACUGAUUUAGUGUAGAAUCCUAUCACACUAUAGCAGAAUAAUUUAUGCCAACAUUGUUCAAAUUAUAACAAAAUAGUAACUGAAGAAACAUUUCCUAAUCUUACUGAAGCCACUAUUAAUUGCAAAACUACACAAUGACCCAACAAUGACACACACACAAAAAAAAGAAAUAUGACCAAUGUCCCUUAAGGUCAUUGUAAAGAAAAUCCCAAUCAUUUAAUUUUACCAAUAAAGACUCAGGAGCCAGAUACUGGAGUGAAAACUAGCUCAAAGAUGCAGAAAAAGCACCCAGCUGAUAAUCCUAUUCUGCCAGUGUCCCAGAAGGAAAAACCAAAAGCCCUUACUUCUUGAUGCCAUCUUAAGUACGUUUAUCUGAAUGUCCUUCCUUACUUUUUAAAAUCCCUAAAUCCGUAUCAUCCUGUUUUGUUGUUGUUCUGCCUCUUGACCUAGGAUUGACUUUCUUUAGCUCUUGGAUUAAAGGUGUGUGCUAGGGCUGAGCCACUCCACAACUAGAAAUAGGUUUUUACAGUUCACAAUUUGGGGUUCACAAUAGGAUUAAAUAUUCUGCAACAUUUCCCCCUUUUUGUAUAAAUAUGACACUAUUUCUCUAACAUCAAUAAACUGUAUACUGUCAGGUAAAAAUUACGUUCACAAUGUCAAGUCCAUAUGUAUUUAGCAACUUUGAAGAAAGUACUCUAUCUUGGUGUGUUCAAAGUUCUGUAUCUAACUCAAUUUCUAUCAUGACUUGCAUUACCAACA